Zophobas morio is the source of this 434-nucleotide messenger RNA. RefSeq names its product splicing factor 3B subunit 5 (gene Sf3b5). Lineage: Eukaryota; Metazoa; Arthropoda; Insecta; Coleoptera; Tenebrionidae. Bases 154 to 411 code for a protein of 85 amino acids. Gene Ontology annotation, biological process: mRNA splicing, via spliceosome. The record is from RefSeq and is a predicted model, not a curated record. Gene Ontology annotation, cellular component: precatalytic spliceosome; U2 snRNP. The transcript is spliced from 2 exons.
CAUCAAAACUGUCAAUUGUCAUUCCCUGAUUGUCAUUGAUUGUCAUUAGAGGUUAAGAAUCAGAGUAAACAAAAGUAACAACAGGUCUUCAGCUCUAGACAACCGCUUUCAAGAAAGUGAAGGUAACACCUAUCCUCGCGAAACUCCACCACCAUGGGUGACCGCUACAACAUCCACAGCCAACUGGAGCAUCUCCAGUCCAAAUACAUCGGCACAGGACACUCCGAAAUCACCAAAUACGAGUGGCUCGUCAAUCAGCACCGAGACAGCUACUCGAGCUACCUCGGCCACUCUGACCUGCUCAACUACUUCGCCAUCUGCGAAAACGAAGCCAAAGCACGUGUCCGCUUCAACCUCAUGGAGAAAAUGUUACAACCCUGUGGUCCCCCACCUGACAAGCCCGAGGACUAAAUAAAACAUCUUUCACUUAUAAA